Messenger RNA from Culex quinquefasciatus (southern house mosquito), 1221 nucleotides. RefSeq names its product histone-lysine N-methyltransferase MECOM (gene Prdm13). Gene Ontology annotation, cellular component: nucleus. Lineage: Eukaryota; Metazoa; Arthropoda; Insecta; Diptera; Culicidae. The coding region runs from base 1 to 1221 and encodes 406 amino acids. The record is from RefSeq and is a predicted model, not a curated record. The transcript has 2 exons.
AUGUAUCCAGCAACUCCAUCGCCACCGUCCUCAAUGUUGCUGCCUCGGAGCAGUAGUCUUUCGUCCUCUCCGAUGGCCGUGGUUCCGUUCGCUCCGGCCAAGUGUGACCUCGAACUUAGUGUGAGCUUUUCCCAACCGGAUUUGGACAGUGAAGUCAGUGUCAGUGCCUUGGGAUUCCUGCCGGCGGAUUCAGUGUCCAAGGCGUACCCGGUGGAGGAAAUUUGCCAAAAAACGGCCAUCCCAAGUGGCCGCCGGAUAACGAUCCGCAAGUCCAGCUCGACGGGACUGCUAACCCCGAACGAGGCGGACAGUGUAAUGAAGAGCUGCAACUGGAUACGGUCCAUCAAGCUGGCAAGUGAUGUGAGGAGUUACAACGCGGUGUUGGAGUUGACCCAGAGCCAGUUGAUACGACUGAGGUUGAUUCGGGAUGUGACCGCGGAGGAAGAGUUGCAGCUGUGGUUCUCCGAGGAUGUGGCCGCACUAAUGCAGAUUCCGUUCCUGACGCCGGCCAAUAUUCAACGCCAAAACUGCUACGUUUGCCACGUGUGUCGGAAAUGCUACGAGUACCCAAACCCGCUCAAAAUCCACAUGGCCACCAGCUGCGGCCAGCAGUCCAUGUCCUCUCUGUGGCAACGUCUGCUCCACAGCACAACUCGGUACGGCUUCGCAGACAACCCUGGAUGUGGAGACUUUACACCGUGGCGAAGUUCCGCCUUCCGACCCGUCCUCACAGCCACCUCGCACGCCGUCAAGGUGGAACGAUCUCCGCCACCGGUCCCGCCACUAAACAAGUCUCCCCCGCAUCAUCACAGUGUACACCACCAUCAUCACCAUCACCCGCUGGUGGACGAAUCGACCAUGGUCACGGCUGCCCACCUGGAGACCAUCGUCAGCAACAUGGGAUCGUCGAAGCAGGGCCACAUCUGCAUCUACUGCGGGAAGCUAUAUUCGCGAAAGUACGGGCUGAAAAUUCACAUUCGCACUCACACCGGAUUUAAACCGCUCAAGUGCCAGUACUGUUUGAGACCGUUUGGCGAUCCAAGCAAUCUGAACAAACACAUCCGGCUGCACCGGCAGCACGACAGUUCGCUGUACGAGUGUAAUCUGUGCGGGAAGAAGUUGGCACGGCGGAGGGACUUGCAGCGGCACCUACAGUCACGACACAACAGCUCGCAGGUCAUCGAUAGUUCGACCUCGGAGGAGGAAGAUAUUUUACCAUGA